AUGUAUAUUAAGCGGCUAGAAAUCGACGGCUUCAAGUCCUACUCGAAAUUGCAAGUUAUCGAUGGAUUCGAUACACAAUUCAACGCUAUUACUGGUCUAAAUGGCACAGGGAAGUCGAAUAUCUUAGAUUCAAUCUGCUUUGUCCUAGGAAUAACGAAUCUAACACACAUCAGGGCAGGUCAACUUCAUGAUUUGGUGUACAAGCAAGGGCAGGCUGCAACUGUUACAAUAACUUUUGAUAAUAGAGACAAGAAGCAUGGGCCAAUUGGAUACCAUAAUUGCGACGAAAUUGUCAUUCGCCGGCAGAUUAUCGUCAAUGGUCGGAACUCAUACACGAUCAAUGGAAGUACUGCCACGAACGCGAAGGUUUCCGAUUUCUUCCGCAGUGUCGGUCUCAAUGUAAAUAAUCCUCAUUUUCUUAUCAUGCAAGGUCGUAUCACUAAAGUUCUCAAUAUGAAGCCUCACGAGAUUUUGGGCAUGAUUGAAGAAGCCGCUGGUACUAAACUGUAUGAAGCAAAAAGAACUCUGGCUUUGAACACGAUCCAUAAAAAGCAGUCUAAACUCAUGGCCGAGGACAUCCUCCCACAACUGGAGAAGUUACAGAGAGACAAGCAGAACUUUUUGGAAUACAAUAAUUGUGAUCGUGAAAUAGAACGUCGCGAGCGGAAACUCACAGCUUUCACCUACUACAUGGCUUUGGUAGCUUUUUUCUUCCUUUUGGAUCUUUUCUUUUGCACUAUUCGUUUUUCUUAUGGUGAAUUGUUUAGGAAAAGUCCGAGCAUUGUGAGAAGCUUGCUGUGGAGAAAGCGGAAGAAAUCAAAAGUUUAG
Molecule: messenger RNA, 828 nt
Organism: Haemonchus placei
Lineage: Eukaryota; Metazoa; Nematoda; Chromadorea; Rhabditida; Trichostrongylidae
Source: the annotation of a GenBank genome assembly